AUGGUUGUGUUACAGAAUGAAGACUUCCAGCCCAAGAAGGGAAAGUCUACAUUCUAUAGUCUACAGUCUGCAGAGCCACCCCAGGGGGGUAAGGUCUUCACACAGGGCGCCGUGGGGAGCUGGAGACCCUCAGUGGAGACAGCCUACUCCAGCCAGGAGCCUGGGAGUGCCAGGGGAAGUGCCAAGGGGUUGACUGCCCAGCUGGAGCGCUACCUGGCUGGGGCAGCACACACGCAGAGCCGCCCAGUACAAGGGGCAGUGGUGGGAUCAGUGGUGGGACCCAAGGGGAAGCUCCACUAUCUCAGCUAUGUCAGCCCUGUACGCUCUGGGGAUCAGGUGGAACCCCAGACACGACUUGGUGGCAGUGGCUCCAAACCUCCAAGGCCCAACAUAGACAGGCUUCUCUUCAAGGCUGCUUCCAACCAUCGGGUGCCCAAGGAACAGCUCAGUACAGUGGAUGAACGGUUCAUCCAGAACGUGGUCAACCAGCUGGGGAGGCAGAGAGUGAACAUGGACGGUUCGAUGGGUAAAGACCUGAACCAGCUGGCAGACAUCAUCUCUGAGGUCCUGCAUGUGGUGGAUGGGGAGGGGCCCAGGGCCAGAGCUAAGCCCAGGGUCAUGGCACCCAUACGGGACAGGCAGAUGAAGAGAGAGCCCUUACCUUCCAAGGACCAGGAUGAGGAGGACCAAGACGACAUGUUGGGGCAAGAUGCAAAGCUUCAAGGGCAACCAAUGGAGGAUGCAGACUCUGAGCCAGACGACAAGGACCCAGGCUUCGUCAGUAAGCUGUUGGAGUACCUCAAUAUGGACCCCUUCAGUGAUGAGCCAGAUGCACAGAUGGAGGUUGAUGGUGCUGGGGCAGCAGGCGGCCCCUCUAUUGAGGGCCAGAGAACAGUAGGUCUGGAGAAUGUGAGAAGCAGGACCACACAGGGCCAGGUGCCUGUACAACACCCCUGGGUGGAGAGGUACAUGACCAUAGGAGGAGAGGAUAGAUCUCCAGACCAACCAAUGGAUGUCCAGGCUUCUGAAUCCAUGGUAGACUCCGAGGUGGAGAGGUGGAUCCACGGUACCAAAGCUCCUCCUCCUCUGGAGGCAGAGACAGACCUCCUGGCAGAUAAACCACAGAAGAAGAAUCUCCUUGCAGAGCCACAGAAACAGGACAUGCGACUCCAGGAGGAGGAGGAGGUGGUGCAUAUGGGGGUCAAAGCUUACUCGAAGUCACAUCGAGGGAAAAACCACCUCGGCGACUUUGGCUACAUCAUUACAGACACAGACUCCCUCACCUCUGACCAGGGCUUGGACCUGAUGGAACAUGUGGGUCGGAGGAUCAACCUCCAUGUGGCCAACAUUCUCCAACUCUCAGUGCUGGGUCCAGCUGUGACCUUCAGGGUGGGCUCCAACCCUCAUAAUGUCAGCACUGCAGAGCUGGCCCACGUUGCAGUUCAGCAGAAGAAGCAGCUGGAGAAGGAAACUGGUGUGAAGAUCCUGGAGGCUGGUGUCAGUGAUAAGGGCAGCUUGAAACAGAUCCCUGUGGUCAAGGAGAGUCAUCUGGAGUCUGGUCAGUUCAUGGUCUUGGCCAUCAUCUCCAUGGUCCUGAUCACGGGGGCGCUGGCAGUGUCUGGCUGGUUCUUCUGCCUGCGCCACCGCUCCCACCUCCAACUGAAGGAGAAACUAACCAGCCUGGGGACUGACACCAGCGCUGAUGCAACCGCAACCUAUCAGGAGCUGUGUCGCCAGCGGAUGGCUGUGCGGACAUCGGAGCGUCCGGAGCGUGCGGAGUGCCCGGAGCCUCUGCGGCGCCUCUCGCGGCUGAACAGCUCGUCUUCUCAGUUCAGCGAUGGGGGACCCAUAGCCAGCCCCUCGGCCCGUAGCUCCACUUCCUCCUGGUGCGAAGAGCCUGUCCCCUCCAACAUGGACAUCUCCACCGGACACAUGAUACUGUCGUACAUGGAGGACCACUUGAAGAACAAGAACCGCCUGGAGAGGGAGUGGGAGGCGAUGUGUGGUUACCUGGCUGAGCCCGGUGACUGUGACGUGGGCCAGGGCGAACACAACACCAAGAGGAACCGCUCUGACGCCGUGGUUGUCUAUGAUCAUUCCAGAAUCACCUUGAAGGCUGAGAAUAACCAUGGCAACUCGGAUUACAUCAAUGCUAGCCCAAUUAUGGACCAUGACCCGAGGAACCCCAUGUACAUCGCUUCACAAGGCCCUCUACCCUCCACCGUGGCUGACUUCUGGCAGAUGGUGUGGGAGAGUGGCUGUGUGGUCAUCGUCAUGCUAACGCCCCUGUCUGAAAAUGGAGUGAAACAGUGUCAACAGUACUGGCCAGACGAGGGCUCCAAUGUCUACCAUGUUUAUGAGGUGAACCUGGUGUCAGAACACAUCUGGUGUGAGGACUUCCUGGUCAGGAGUUUCUACCUGAAGAACUUGCAGACCAACGAGACACGCACUGUCACGCAGUUCCACUUCCUUUCCUGGGUGGACCACAGCAUCCCUGACUCAGCCAGGACCCUGCUGGACUUCCGUAGAAAGGUUAACAAGUGCUACCGGGGUCGGUCUUGUCCAAUAAUUGUCCACUGCAGUGACGGGGCUGGCAGAAGCGGAACGUACAUUCUGAUUGACAUGGUCCUCAAUAGGAUGGCUAAAGGUGCUAAAGAGAUUGAUAUUGCCGCUACCCUGGAGCACUUGAGAGACCAAAGAGCCGGCAUGGUCCAGACAAAGGAGCAGUUUGAGCUUGCACUGACAGCCGUAGCGGAGGAGGUGAAUGCCAUCCUAAAAGCUCUUCCACAGUGA
This is a messenger RNA of Salvelinus namaycush (lake trout), 2793 nucleotides long. Its product is annotated as receptor-type tyrosine-protein phosphatase N2-like. The coding region runs from base 1 to 2793 and encodes 930 amino acids. The transcript has 18 exons. Gene Ontology annotation, molecular function: protein tyrosine phosphatase activity. Gene Ontology annotation, biological process: protein dephosphorylation. The record is from RefSeq and is a predicted model, not a curated record. Gene Ontology annotation, cellular component: secretory granule. Lineage: Eukaryota; Metazoa; Chordata; Actinopteri; Salmoniformes; Salmonidae.